Molecule: messenger RNA, 1597 nt
Organism: Apis dorsata (giant honeybee)
Lineage: Eukaryota; Metazoa; Arthropoda; Insecta; Hymenoptera; Apidae
Gene: Polr1C
Product: DNA-directed RNA polymerases I and III subunit RPAC1-like
Exons: 8
Coding region: 158-1441 (427 amino acids)
Biological process (GO): DNA-templated transcription
Cellular component (GO): RNA polymerase III complex; RNA polymerase I complex
Molecular function (GO): protein dimerization activity; DNA binding; oxidoreductase activity, acting on a sulfur group of donors, disulfide as acceptor
Source: RefSeq, a predicted model, not a curated record
UAAAUACUAUAUUAAAUAAUAUUAAAUAAUGCCUACAAAUAAAUACUUAUAAUAAUAAUAUAUGUUUGAGCAAUAUUUGAUACAUUGAAGAACACAAACUUUGAAAUGUAUGAUUAUAUGUUCAAAUAUAAUCUCAAAUUAUAACAAAUAGAAAAUAAUGGAAGAAAUUCGAAAAUCUCGUGUUAUUCUUGAAGAAUAUGGUAUACCAAAUGCUUCUGAAUAUACACAUUAUCAACCUCAACAAGAUUGGAACUUACAUAAUUUUAAAAAAGAAUUUAGAAUACAAGUUAUGAGAGAAUCUGAAGAUAAUAGAGAACUAGAAUUUGAUUUAAUAGGUUAUCCUGUUGGGUUUGCUAAUGCAUUUCGUAGAGUUCUUUUGAGUGAAGUACCAACCAUGGCUAUAGAAAAAGUUUAUAUUGUGAAUAAUACAAGUUUGAUUCAAGAUGAAGUUUUAGCUCAUAGAUUGGGUUUAAUACCACUUCGAGCUGAUCCAAGAUUAUUUGAAUAUCCUUCCUCUACUGCUAAAGAUCAAGAUGAAGUUAGUGAUCAAGAUACAUUAAGAUAUGAACUUAAAAUAUCAUGUACUUGGAAUUCUCAAGCACCUAAAGAUUCUCGAAGGACAAAUGAUAUGUAUAGAAAUAGCAAUGUAUAUAGUAGAGAUAUUAAAUGGGUUCCUAUUGGACAUCAAGCAGAACUCUAUCCUCGAGGAACAGAACAAUUAGGUGUUUUAGAAAAUGAUAUUUUAAUAUGUAAAAUGCGUCCAGGACAAGAAAUUCAUGCUUUUAUGCAUGCAGUUAAAGGAAUUGGGAAAGAUCAUGCUAAAUUUUCUCCUGUAGCACAGCUUCAGGAUAAUCAACCAAUAACAUUAAGCCAAAAAGAAGAGAAAAAUGCACAAAAGAUACACAUAGCUAUUUAUUAUGAAGCACUAUGUCCAGAUUCACGCAGUUUUUUCAUAAAACAGUUAUUACCAACAUAUCACAGAAUUCCAGAUAAUGUACGAAUAGAAUUUAUACCAUAUGGAAAAGCUAUGACAUUGAAAACAGAAGAUGGAUAUGAAUUUAAAUGUCAACAUGGACCUAUUGAAUGUGCAGCAAAUAUUAUUCAUGCAUGUUCUAUAGACAUUUUAAAGAAUUCUUCCAUUAAAUUAGAAUAUCUAUCUUGUAUGAUUAAAAAUAACAUGAUACCAAAAAAGAUCAUGGAAACCUGUGCAAAAAAAAUGAAUAUAGAUUAUAAUCCUAUAUUUAAGUGUUAUAAUGAAGAAAAAGGUAAAGAACUUUUGGCUGAAUAUGGAAAAUUAACAAAUGUUUUAAUACCAAGAAUUUCUUUCAUACCAACUGUUAUAAUAAAUGGGAGUUCAGAGAACCAGGCAAGGAUAUUAAAAAAUUUACUACAAGAAGUAUGCUUACAUUUUAAGAUUAUUCCAGAAGGUUGUAUACCAUAAAAAUAUGCAAAGAAUUUACAAAACAUUAAAUUUUCCUGACAAAAUUGCAUGAAAUAUAAUAUUUUUUACAUAAAUUUUUAUGUAUUUAAUGAAUGUAAAGAUUUUUAAAAAAUGACUUUUACCUUUUAUUAAAAAAAAAAGUUUUUAUUAUUAAAA